CAUCAGUAAACAAUUUAUUUCUAAUCAUUUCGUAUACGGUAGGGUGGAAAUACAGUUGGUUUUAGCAAGAGUCAAAUAAACUUUUCAACUCAUACAAUGUCAUACAAUUGGGAAUCAAAUUGUGGGUAUAAGCCUAUUGCUCAAUGGGUUCGUGUAGUUGAUGGAAACAUUCCAAACAAAGCAAUCGGAGGGGGUCAAGAUUUAUCUGGCGAGAAUUUAUACGUUGGUAGAGUAGAGCAUCAGGGCGAUAUUAUUCCAGGCAAAGUAGUUCCAUCACAAGGAAUUUGCUUCGUUCCUUACGCAGGUAAGGAGCACGGCAAGUCUGAGUACCAAGUUCUUAUGACCGAUGAAGAUAUUGUUUGGACGGACGCAAGCUACGGAGAAAUUCCGACUGGGGCUAUUCAAGGUGGUGUUACCGUUGACGGUGAAAGAUUAUAUAUUGGUAGAGUCAAACACAUGGGUGCUAUGUGCGUCGGCAAAAUUCAUCCCAGUCAUCAAGUGUGUUUCAUAUCCUUUGACGGACGAGAAUUCAGCUACAGUUUAUAUUCGGCAUUGUGUGUAAAGCACAUCCCUUUGGUUCAUUAGAGAUCAACACAGGACAAGUGACCAAGCUAGAGCACAUAUUGUUUUAUUAUUCCAUAUUAGUAGGAAAACCCGAGGCUGUAUUCUUGGGUAUACCACGUAUACCACAUCAUAACGGCAGUUACAAUCAUUGCGAUAGGUGAAUUUUUUUGUAUGCAAAUUCCAAGGUAAAUAGAGUGUGGAGGUAAUGGCAUUCAGACGCGUGGUGUAGUACAUAAGUUCGAUUACACUGACAUCUUUUAAUAAAAUGGUUGACUAUGAUUUA
This is a messenger RNA of Bradysia coprophila, 847 nucleotides long. RefSeq names its product pfs47 receptor-like. The record is from RefSeq and is a predicted model, not a curated record. NCBI's taxonomy places the organism in Eukaryota, Metazoa, Arthropoda, Insecta, Diptera, Sciaridae.